Colletotrichum destructivum is the source of this 7693-nucleotide messenger RNA. RefSeq names its product Putative Acyl transferase domain superfamily, phosphopantetheine binding ACP domain, thiolase. The coding region runs from base 1 to 7626 and encodes 2541 amino acids. Lineage: Eukaryota; Fungi; Ascomycota; Sordariomycetes; Glomerellales; Glomerellaceae. Gene Ontology annotation, molecular function: phosphopantetheine binding; fatty acid synthase activity; oxidoreductase activity. Gene Ontology annotation, biological process: secondary metabolite biosynthetic process; fatty acid biosynthetic process. The record is from RefSeq and is a predicted model, not a curated record. The transcript is spliced from 4 exons.
AUGUCACCGUAUUUGCAAAAACACUACUGCGAAGAGUCGUCACCAAGUGCCGAUGGCGUCAAUGGCAACAACGGUGUUAUUCUCGACGGCGUCGACCUCAACGACACCAAUGGCAUCAGCAACAAUUCCGGCACCAAGAGCCAUGCGGACGCCCCAGGCGAUUACAAUACGGAGCCUAUCGAGCCGGUCGCCAUUUGCGGCAUGGGCAUGCGACUGCCAGGAGGCGUCAACGAUGCAGACGCCUUCUGGGACAUGCUUUUGAACAAACGCAACGGGCGCUGCGCAGUCCCCAAAGACCGCUACAAUGUCGAGGCCUGGUACGCACUGGGCAAGAAGAGACAUGUGCCCAGCGAGUAUGGGUAUUUCCUCGACAGCAACAUCAACCUCAAAAACGUCGAUGCCUCCUUUUGGUCCAUGACCAAGAAAGAGCUGGAGACCCUAGAUCCACAGCAGCGGCUGGCCCUUGAAGUCGUCUAUGAAACACUCCAGAGCGCGGGCCAGAAGCCGUCAGAGAUCCGGGGACGGAAGAUCGGCGUGUGGGUCGGUAGCUUUGGAGGGGAUCGGGCUGAGCUGGAUGCCCGCGACCCACAAGCCGUUCAUCCAUACAACUUACUCAACAGCUUCGACUUCAUGCCCGCCGAUCGGAUCCACUACGAGUUUGGUUUUAUGGGGCCGAGCGUCACGGUUCGCACGGCGUGCAGCUCCUCGCUCUUGGGGCUACACCAAGCCUGCCAUGCCCUGAUUCAUGGCGACUGCGAAGCGGCGGUGGUGGCGGGGACCAGCAUUAUAUACUCCCCCACUCUCACCGCAACCAUGAACGAGCACAACGUUCUGUCACCCUCAGGGACGUGCAAAGCUUUUGAUGCACAGGCAGACGGGUUCGUCCGCGGGGAGGCCGUACUGGCCGUUUACGUCAAGAGGCUCCGUGAUGCGGUUCGGGACGGUGAUCCCAUCCGCUCAGUGGUCCUCGCCACAGCCAGCAACUCCAGUGGCAAGUCCUCCACCAUGACAGCCCCGAACUCAGUUGCCCAGGAAAGCUUGAUCCGGAGGGCUCACGAGCUUGCCGGCAUCAAAGACUAUUCUAGGACAGCAAUGAUGGAGUGUCACGGCACAGGGACGCCUGUUGGCGAUCCUAUCGAGGCCGAGGCAGUGGGUCGCGUCUUUGGAGAGCACGGGGGAGUGUACAUUGGCUCUGUGAAGACCAACAUUGGACACGUCGAGGGUGCCGCUGGCCUUGCUAGUGUCUUGAAGAUGACACUUGCUCUUGAGAACGACACAAUCCCUCCGAACGCCAACUUCAAAUCCCCCAACCCCAAAAUCCCUUUCCAACGAUACCAGCUCAGAGUUCCCACAGACCCUAUCCCUUGGCCCGAAGGGAAAGACAGGGUCGUUGGUGUUGGUUCGUAUGGAGUCGGCGGGUCCAACGCAUACGCCCUCCUCGCGUCAGCUGGCCACCUAGAUACCCAAAGCAGAGACAGAGGAAGAGAUGCGAGUCCUCAGGUUGCAGUAACGUCAACUGCAGAGUCGCCUAAGCUCCUUCUUUUCUCUGCCAAGCAUCCCCAAGCGCUUGAGACCAUGGUGAUGCGACACCAGUCCUACUGCCUAGCCCACCCAGACCGACUGGGGGACAUGGCUUACACCCUGGCCAUGAGACGAGAGACUUUGAGUCAUCGUGCUGUUUGUGUGGCCAACGGUAUAGAUGACUUGGCGCCCAUCAAGUCGACUCGUCACGGUCCAUACGACCCUGCCACGCUGGUUUUUGUUUUCACCGGACAGGGCGCGCAGUGGCCACAAAUGGGGAAGUCUCUGAUACAGGAGCUUCCUUCGUUCAGGAGCUCAAUUAUCGAGAUGGAAAACACCCUGCAGCAAUUACCAGAUGCUCCGGAUUGGAAGUUGACAGAUCAUAUCCUGGCACCAAAGAAGGUUUCUAUGAUCAACGAUGGACAAAUCUCGCAGGUUUGCUGCGCAGCGCUCCAAAUCGCCCUUGUCGACAUGUUGGCAACGCUUAAUAUCAAACCGGGGGCGGUGCUCGGCCACUCUUCCGGUGAGAUCGCAGCAGCCUACGCUUGCGGAUCAGUCACCCAGAGCGAGGCUAUCACCAUUGCUUACUAUCGCGGAAACAUCCUGGCGGCCGUGGAUGGCUCUGUCGGGGGCAUGGCCGCUAUCGGGCUGGGCAAGGCACAGGUAACACCACACCUCCGGCCUGGCGUGCUUGUUGGGUGCGAGAACAGCCCGAACAGUGUUACACUCACAGGAGAUAAGCAAAUUCUCCACAUGGUGGUCAAUGACAUAAAGGAGGCAUACCCGGACGUGCUUGCUAGGGCCCUGCAGGUGGACAGGGCUUAUCACUCACACCACAUGCAAGCCGUUGCUUCACGAUACCUUGACCUUCUCAAGCCCUACGUAAAUCCUCGCGACCCGAAGACGCCAUUCAUAUCGAGCGUUUCGAACCAGCUCAUCUCCAAAGCGGCUGACCUCGACUCUGCCUAUUGGGCUCAAAACUUGGUGUCGCCGGUCCUAUUCAGUGGGGCUGUAACCAAAGCAAUUCACGCCCUGGAGUCGGACAAGGUCUUUCUCGAGAUCGGUCCGCACUCUGCGCUUGCGGGCCCCAUUCGCCAAAUCUUGGCGGCUGAGAAGGUCAACGCCGAGUACAUCAGCGUCCUUACACGUGGCCGGGACUCACACCAAGAGUUACUCCGUGCCGUGGGAGAGCUGUGGCUGCAUAACCAGCCAGUGGCCCUGAACCAUGUGGUCGAGAAGGGACAAAUUCUCACCGAUCUCCCGCUGUAUCCAUGGCAUUAUGAAGAACCCCUUUGGCACGAGUCAAGGCUCUCUGAAGAGUACCGUCUUCGGAAAUUUCGUCAUCACGAGCUUCUUGGCACUAGGGUCUCUGAAAGCACGAGCUCCAAUCCGGCCUGGCGAAAUCUCUUACGUCUCGAGGAUGUGCCAUGGAUCGCAGAGCAUGAAGUUGAGGGUAGCAUCAUUGCGCCAGGCGUUUCCUACCUAUGUAUGGCUGGUGAGGCUGUUCGCCAGCUCACGGAGGACGCCGGUUUCACAUGCAAGCAGGUGCACUUUCACGCUCCGCUGCUCAUGACCUACGAGAGCCAGACCGAAGUCAUCACUCAACUUGCUCAAAUUGGUCUCACCGACUCCAUCGACUCUGAUUGGUACAGUUUCACCAUUUCGAGCUACCGUGACGGUGACUGGGUGAAGCAUGCUUCCGGCAAGGUCCGAAGUGGCAGCGAAGGGCUGGACGGUAGCCUGGACAUGCCCAGUCCCCGAUCAACUCGCAGCGUCUUCCCAAGAGCAUGCAAGUCUGCUUCCUGGUAUCGCAAGUUCAGAUCCCUCGGUCUUGAAUACGGUCCCCGAUUCAGUGGCAUGAUGGACAUUACAGCCGAUCCCCUGACGCCAAAACUUGCGGCAACCUUGAAGCUUGACAUGGUCCCGGGAGAGGAGAAGUACUACUCCAUACAUCCAGGGGCUCUGGAUCGUCUCGUUCAGAGCUUGUAUAUGGCUUCGGCCCACGGCCUGACGAGAAACUGUACUACGCUGGCCCUUGUUGCUUAUGUUGACGAGUUCACAAUGACUCCCCCCCCUGACGGAGCCAAAGAGAUGAAGUUCCUGGCCAAUGUCACGGAGCAGAGGCCUGGAGCGUUUCUGGGCAGCAUUGUUGCAUCCGUCGAUGGCCGGAAGGCCGUCGUGAACUCCAGGGGCUGGCAGCUGACCAGGAUCAGCGAAUCCAAUGAUACGCACUCUAAUCUGAACUCCCACGGAGCUGCCCAGCUGGAGUGGCGGGAAGACGUCGAGUUCAUUAAUCCAUGCUCUCUCAUUUCCCCAGCCAUAACCCCUAGAAAGGCGGAGCUGUAUCGACUUCUGGAUCGAUUCAACUUGCUCUCCCUAGCACGCACCCUCAACAACGCACGCCGUGCUCCGCAACCACGUCGAGAUCACCUGGUCAAAUAUCAAAGGUGGCUUGAAGACACUGUUGCCAAUCUCGCCUCCGGAUCGCUGAAGUGCCCCGGCGUCCCUGACGCCCAGAACCUCGUCACCAUGACGGCCGAGCAGCGUGAUGAGCAGCUUCGGUCCAUGUUCAAGCAGUUACAAGGAACGGAAGUUGACGCACCCGCAACUGCUAUCCACCGUGUCAGCUCCCAAUGCGAAGGCAUAUUCAACGGGGAUACCAGCGAGCUUGAGAUCCUCCUGGCUGAUGGGGUCCUACAGCACGUGUACGACUGCCUGCUUCUAGACACGGAGUCGUCGGCUUUCUUCUCUUUGAUUGGACACAAGAAGCCGAACCUUCGGGUCUUGGAAAUCGGAGCCGGAACUGGGGGUGCAACGGCUAGUACCCUCAGAGGCUUGACAUCGGCUCAAGGGGAGAGAAUGUAUCAGUCUUACACCUACACAGACAUAUCUCCCGGGUUCUUUGCCGAUGCGAAAGCGAGAUUCAAGGACUAUUCAGGACUAGAUUUCGCCCUGCUUGACGUCAGCAAAGAUCCUAUCGAGCAAGGCUUCAAUGCCGAAUCCUACGACCUCAUCAUUGCGUGGAACGUGAUACACGCCACACCUGACCUGCAUCAGUCACUUGCCAACAUCAGAAAGUUGAUUCACCCUCAGGGCUGGUUCCUUUUGCAAGAAAUCGCUCCCCUGACGCCAUGGAUCAAUCACUGUUUUGGCGUGAUACCAGGUUGGUGGCUCGGCGAGGCCAAUGGCCGCGCCUCCGCGCCUCACGUCGACUUGGACCGCUGGAAACAUGAGCUCUCCGAGUCCGGAUUUAGGGAUGUAUCAAACACUUAUGACGGCUACACAAACAACAACAUUAUUUCUCGGCCUGCGCCGCCCCGGUUCCGUCCUAAGCGGGUAACGCUUUUGAAACGCGCAAGUCAACAGGUUCAGCAUAUCCAAGCCGGUCUACAGGCUGCUGCGUACGAGGUCGACGAAUAUGUUUUGGAUGACCGGGCGGCAAGGCUUGCUCCAGGGCAAGAUGUCGUAUCAACUCUCGACAUAUGCUCUCCAUUCCUCAACGGCCUAGAUGAACAAGAGUUUGUUAACUUCCAGCGGUUCAUCAAGGCAGCCAAGGACGGUGCCUGUGGCAUUCUUUGGAUCACAGGCCCGUGCCAGGUUGGGGAGACAAUUCGACCGGAGUACGCACCGCUGCUCGGCGUCGCCCGCGUCCUACGCACAGAAUUGGGGCUCGACUUUGCAACCCUCGAGCUCGACAGCUUCUCCAGGGCGGAAACAGCUGAAGUCAUCCAGAAGGUGUUCAGCGAGUUUGAGCAGCGCAUCUCAGAUGACACAGACGCCAACCCCGACUACGAGUGGGCUUAUAUGGACGGGAAACUCCUUGUCAGUCGCUACCGCCAUGUCAAGGUCGAGCAGGAAUCCCACGAGCUCCAGGCGGACAUGACUGUACGGAAGCUGGAGCAGCGCAAGCCAGGUCUUACCGACACGCUCUGCUGGAAGCCACUGGCCCCCCAAAAACUCAAGGACGGCGAAGUGAGGAUUGAUGUGAAGGCCAUCGGCAUCAACUAUAAGGACGUGCUUAUUGCACAAAAUGUCAUAACCGACACGGCAGCCAUCGACGCGGGUCUCGGUCUAGAAUGUGCCGGCGUGGUCUCUGAAGCUGGGCCUGACGUAGACAGGCUGAAGGUGGGUGACCGGGUCGCUGUCAUAUCGAGCGGGUCUUUCACAAACAGCAAAGUUGUCUCGCAACAGCUGUGCUGUAAGAUUCCAGACGAGACGAGCUUCGAGGACGCUGCUGUUAUCCCGGUUGCGUACUGCACCGCCUUCUAUUCGAUCUUCAACCACGGACAAGCCACCAAAGGAAUGAGUAUCUUGAUCCACUCGGCUACUGGAGGCUUGGGCUUGGCGGCCCUACAGCUCGCGCAGAUGCUGGAAGCCAAUAUCUACUGUACCGUCGGCAGUCAGGCCAAGAAAGAGUUUCUAGUCAAGGAAUGCAAUGUUCCUCCAGAAAACAUCUUUAACUCUCGCGAUUCAUCCUUUUUGCCGGGUAUCAUGGCGAUUACAGGGGGGCGCGGCGUUGACCUGGUCCUCAACCAGCUAUCAGGAGAGCUUCUCCACGCGUCCUGGCAGUGUGUGGCCGAAUUCGGCAUAUUCAUCGAGCUUGGCCGUAGGGACUUCCUUGGCCAUGCGAAGCUGGCUAUGGAACAGUUCGAAUCGAACAGGACAUUCGUUGGCGUCGACAUGACGCACCUCUGGAUCCGGAAGCCGAGUGUUGUUGGCGCCAUGAUGAAGCGGGUGAUGCAACUCUGGACCCAGGGUCACGUCAAACCCUACAUCACUGCAAAGUUCUCAGCCGCCGAAGUUUCUCAGCCAUUUCGACAAAUGCAGAAGAGUCAACACAUAGGCAAGCUUGUUGUCGUGAUGCCGCAAGACGCUGCUGCACGCGGGCUUCCCACCGAACCCACCUACAAAGCGCUGAAGCUGCGGCAUGAUCGGUCUUACCUUUUCACUGGUGGCCUUGGCUCCCUGGGUCAAGUCAUAUCUACCUGGCUUGCGGAGAAAGGCGCGAAGGAGAUCAUCUUUCUGUCUCGUUCAGCAGGUUCUCUUCCCGAACACGCCACGAUAGUCGAGGAGCUCUCAGCUUUGGGAUGCAAGGCAACAAUUGUCUCCGGCGAUGUCGCCAUGUAUGAAGAUGUCGCCCGGGCCCUGGAAAGCGCCACUAUGCCUGUCGGAGGCGUCUUGCACGCUGCCAUGGCUCUUCGAGAUGCCGGGUUCCUCGGCAUGAGUUGGGCCGACUGGCUAACCGCAUCUCGGCCCAAGAUUGACGGUACCACGAAUCUCCAUGAGGCGCUAUUGAAGCAGCAGCCUGCCGUGCCGGUCGACUUCUUCUUCCUCUUCAGCUCCACUGCUGCUACGGGUGGCUGGUGGGGGCAGGCCAAUUACCAUGCCGGGAACACGUACAUGGAGUCUUUUGCUGCUUACAGGCGCAACCUGGGGCUGGCUGCGAGUGUCUUGAACGUUGGAUUCAUCAGUGAUGCUGGCUACGUCGCUGACCGGCCCGAAGCAGCUGACUCGGCCAGGGCAACGGGCCAGUGGUUCAACACAGAGGUCGAGCUUCUAAACUGCAUCGAGCGCAUGCUCAUGAAACCUCCAACGGGCUCCAACCCUAAGGAUUCCGCUUGCUGGGUACAAAGGUCUCUGCUGGCCAUGGGAAUGCGCUCAACCAUACCGCUGACAUCAAAAACAUGUCGUGUUCCCUGGAAGAGGGAUCGGCGUAUGCUAGCCCUGCGCAACCUAGAGCCAAGCGACUCUAUUGGUUCUUCAGGCUCGGAUUUAAUGUCCAAUGAGGAACUCAGCCGCUCGGUUCGGGAUCUCAGUUCCAAUAUUGUCAAACUCCAGUCAGACGAAACGACGACAUUUCUAGCGACACACAUUGGCAAAACGCUCUGUAGAUUCUUGCUGAGAUCAGAUGCCGACCUCGACCUGCAGGCUCGGCUCAACGACAUUGGUAUGGACUCUCUUGUGAGUAUAGAGAUUCGGGCCUGGAUUAGGCAAUGGAUAGGUGUCGACUUAGCUACUCUUGAGAUCACAGGCUCUGAAAAUUUACAGAAGCUUGCUGUUGCGGUGCAGGGGAAAAUGGUUUUAAAGUAUAACUCUAAAAUCUAGGGUUUUGGUUGUUUCAAUAGAAUUAUUAAACUGCAAUAUGCAAUUGUCUUCUACGCCUCAAUAACUU